Molecule: messenger RNA, 615 nt
Organism: Rotaria sordida
Lineage: Eukaryota; Metazoa; Rotifera; Eurotatoria; Philodinida; Philodinidae
Source: the annotation of a GenBank genome assembly
AUGCCAAUCGAUAAAAUAGAUAAUCUAAGUCGAAAAAUAGCUUUUAUUGCAGUUAUUUUUGGAGUAAUAGCUUUAGUAUUUGUUUGUGUUGGUAUUAGUACACCAAAUUGGGAAUCAUCUUAUACAAAUACAGGUGUUGCAUCAUAUUCUUUAUCAGGUACGGCAAAUUUUUUCUACACUUGCCAUUUUAUCAAUGGUUCAUACAAUAAUUGCACAACUCGUACGGGUAAUCUUAUUGGUUAUCCAAGAUAUUCAUCAUCAUAUUCAUGGAUGACUGAUUAUUAUGUACGUAUACAAAAUGCAGCUGGUUUAUGUAUUGUUGGUAUUCUCUUUCUCGGUUUUGGUACAAUAAUGACAUUAAUUAUGGCAAUUAUUCCAUUAUCAACAUGGAUUAAUUUAAUUCCAUCUAUAUCAUUAUUUUUUGCUUGUUUAUUUAUGCUUGCUGGUAUGGCUGAAGGUUCACGUUAUUUAUUGUAUAAUAAUUAUUCAGCUAAUUUGUAUCAAACAGGUCAUCUAUUUACUAUGUUGACUUUAUUUUUAACUGCUUUUACUACAGGUCGUAUUCAUUUUUCUCGUAUGAAAGAAAAAGCAGUUAAUACUAUUGCUCGUAAAUAA